GAGGAUCUAUGAUAGACGACAGAGAAAAAUAACGCUUUGUUUGUGAAAGAUUUUUUGAGCGCAAGCAAGGAUUAUUAAAACGAAAACCAAGCCAAACCAACUAAAUACCCAAAACGACAAAAAUCGACAAAAAACGACGAAAAACGAACAAAAAUCCCAAAAUUCAUUCGCAAGUUUUUCGGGCCAAGCAUCGAAAACACACUUUGGGAUUCAAAAAAUCAAAGCGAAAGAAACAAAAACAAACUGGAAAGGAGCCAAAAAGGAUUGCAGAAGGAGAACGGGUGUCAAACGAAGGGAAAUACAAAUCAAAUUUAAAUAAAAUUAAAUGCAAAGGACAUUCGCAUGUGUGUGGUGGUGGAAAGAAAAUUCAAAACAAAAUUCACAAUUAGAAAACGCAGGAAAAAACGUAGAAAACGCAGACACAAAAUCAAGAGUGCCAGCAGCAACAGCAGCAACCAACUGUCAACACCGGGAAGAAUUUUGAACUGGAACAUUUCGACCAAAAAGUUGGGCAGCAAAAUUUCAACGUUUGGCGCACUACAACACAGCAGCAAACAGCAGCAAGGACAUCGCGGCCAGGCAGCCAGGAUUGCAGGAGCGAGCGGUUUUGAAAGCGCAGCACACAUCGACAAACCCUUCUCACACGGACUAGUACUCACAAUCGGACCAGGAUACCUUUUGGCUUAGAAAGCGGCCCAAGGAAAAGCCGCAGCCAGCAACUUAAGCCUGAAAUCACGCAUACGCCGCGGCGAACUCUCGCUCUCUUUGCCGGAACGAAGGGGUAUAGCCAGAGAAAAAGCAGCCAAUCCGAGGAAGCGGUUUGGCCGAGGGGCAAGGCAGAGAAAGCAGCGAAAGCAGGAGCGAAAUCAUCGAGAGCUGAGAAGCGCGAGGCGCGAGAGUUGCUGCUGCUGGUGGGCAUCAUCUUAUGAUGUCAUCAGAGGAGUACGAGGCGGACUGUUUUGGUUUGUACAGCGAUGAGAACAACGUGCUGCUGAAGGCAAACGAGCCGGAGACAACGGCCACCAAGCAGCAACAUCAGCCACAGUUACAGCAGCAACAGCAACAGCACCAUCAGCAACUCCAGCAACCACCGCCGAGCAGCAACGGUCACACGUCACCAAUACCCUUACAAGUCAACGGCGACGGCAGCGCGGCGAAUUGCGGCGAGAGCGGCAAGACUAAUACCAAUACAGGCAGCCACAGUCACAGCAACAGCGGCAACACCAACACAGACGCAGACAAGGAGCAAGAGCGAGAGAAGGCGAAGGAGAAAGCGAACGAAGAGGAGGCCGAGUCCGACGAUUCCGACGACGACGUCGUGGUUGUACUCGAAGGCUGCGAAGGCAACGCCAGCAGCAGCAGCAGCAACAGCAACAGCAACGCCAGCAGCAACAACCAUAAGGCAGCGGCCACGACGACGACGGCGACGACGGCGAACCAUUGUAAUCGCAGUGGCGGCAGCAGUCGCUGUCAUCGCAGCGCCCGCAGUAGUCGGCAAAUCAGUCAGUCAACGGCCGUCGGCAAGACAACAACGUGCGCGGCUAAAAAACCAAUAGCAGCACAGGCGUCCACGACAACAGCCAAGAACUCGAACGUUAGCGUGAACGUGAAUUCAAACGGUAGCGGAAACGGAAACGCGAACAGUAAAGUGAAUCGUCGUUCGCGUCAAAGAUCCUUGAGCAAAGACAUUAACAAUCAGCCAGCGAGCAGUAAUAGCAAUAGCAACAGUAGUAACAACAACAGCAACAGCAACGGCGGAGCAACGGCAACCGCUGCUGGCUUCAUGAGUAGCGCUGCCGCGGCUGCUGCGGGUGCCGCUAGUGGAGGAGCCCUGUUCCAACCACAAUCGGUCAGCACGGCCAAUAGCAGUAGUAGUAACAAUAACAAUUCGAGCACACCGGCUGCUCUUGCCACCCACUCGCCCACGAGCAACUCACCAGUUUCGGGCGCCAGUUCGGCAUCGUCCUUGUUGACGGCCGCCUUUGGCAACCUGUUUGGUGGCUCCUCGGCCAAGAUGCUGAACGAGCUGUUUGGCCGCCAGAUGAAGCAGGCCCAGGACGCAACGAGUGGCCUGCCCCAGAGUUUGGACAACGCCAUGCUGGCCGCCGCCAUGGAGACGGCCACCAGUGCCGAACUGUUGAUCGGCAGCCUCAAUUCCACGUCCAAGUUGCUGCAGCAGCAGCACAACAACAACAGCAUUGCUCCCGCCAACAAUACGCCCAUGAGCAAUGGCACAAAUGCAUCGAUCUCGCCGGGAUCGGCCCACAGUUCCAGUCACUCGCAUCAGGGUGUCUCGCCCAAGGGAAGCCGCAGGGUGUCGGCCUGCAGUGAUCGCUCCUUGGAGGCGGCAGCUGCUGAUGUUGCUGGUGGCUCGCCGCCACGAGCGGCAUCGGUGAGCUCGCUGAACGGUGGAGCCAGCAGUGGGGAGCAGCACCAGUCUCAGUUGCAACACGACCUGGUGGCCCAUCACAUGCUGCGCAAUAUACUGCAGGGCAAGAAGGAGCUGAUGCAACUGGAUCAGGAGCUGCGCACCGCCAUGCAGCAGCAGCAGCAACAGCAGCUGCAGGAGAAGGAGCAACUCCACUCCAAGCUCAACAAUAAUAAUAACAACAAUAUUGCUGCCACCGCCAACAACAAUAACAACACCACCAUGGAGAGCAUCAAUCUGAUCGACGAUUCGGAAAUGGCUGACAUCAAGAUCAAGAGUGAGCCCCAGACGGCUCCGCAGCCACAGCAAUCGCCGCACGGAAGCAGCCACAGCAGCCGGAGUGGGAGCGGCAGUGGGAGCCACAGCAGCAUGGCCAGCGAUGGUAGCCUGCGACGCAAGUCCUCCGAUUCCCUGGACAGCCAUGGGGCGCAGGACGAUGCGCAGGACGAGGAAGAUGCUGCGCCCAAUGGCCAGAGAUCCGAGAGCAGGGCUCCGGAGGAGCCACAGCUGCCCACCAAAAAGGAGUCCGUGGACGAUAUGCUUGACGAGGUGGAGCUCCUGGGUCUGCACUCCCGCGGAUCCGAUAUGGAGAGCCUGGCCUCGCCCAGUCACUCGGACAUGAUGCUGUUGGACAAGGACGAUGUCCUGGACGAGGACGACGACGAUGAUUGCGUGGAGCAGAAAACAUCCGGCAGCGGAUGUCUCAAGAAACCCGGCAUGGAUUUGAAACGAGCUCGCGUCGAGAACAUCGUUUCGGGAAUGCGAUGCAGUCCAUCCUCCGGAUUAGCGCAGGCAGGACAACUGCAGGUAAAUGGCUGCAAGAAGCGCAAGCUCUACCAGCCCCAGCAACACGCCAUGGAGCGUUAUGUGGCCGCCGCAGCUGGUCUGAAUUUCGGUCUCAAUCUGCAGAGCAUGAUGCUCGACCAGGAGGACAGUGAGUCCAAUGAGCUGGAGUCCCCGCAAAUCCAACAGAAGCGUGUGGAGAAAAAUGCCCUCAAGUCCCAGCUGAGAUCCAUGCAGGAGCAGCUAGCGGAGAUGCAGCAGAAAUAUGUGCAGCUGUGCUCGCGUAUGGAGCAGGAAUCCGAGUGCCAGGAACUUGACCAGGACCAGGAUGUGGAACAAGAACAAGAGCCAGACAAUGGCAGCAGUGAUCACAUCGAGCUGUCGCCCUCGCCCACUUUGACCGGAGAUGGUGACGUUAGUCCGAACCACAAGGAGGAAACUGGGCAGGAACGACCUGGUUCCAGCUCGCCCUCACCAUCGGCCCUAAAGCCCAAGACAUCGCUGGGCGAGAGCAGCGACUCUGGCGCCAACAUGCUGUCCCAGAUGAUGAGCAAGAUGAUGUCCGGCAAGCUGCACAAUCCACUAGUGGGUGUGGGUCAUCCCGCCCUGCCCCAAGGAUUCCCUCCACUGCUGCAGCACAUGGGCGACAUGUCGCACGCGGCCGCCAUGUACCAGCAGUUCUUCUUCGAGCAGGAGGCGCGCAUGGCCAAGGAAGCCGCCGAGCAGCAGCAGCAACAGCAGCAACAGCAACAACAGCAGCAGCAGCAACAGCAGCAGGAGCAACAGCGCCGCUUCGAGCAGGAGCAACAAGAGCAGCAGCGGCGCAAGGAGGAGCAGCAACAGCAGAUCCAGCGUCAGCAGCAGCACCUGCAACAGCUGCAGCAACAGCAGAUGGAGCAGCAACACGUGGCCACUGCCGCCCCCAGGCCGCAGAUGCACCACUCAGCGCCCGCCCGCCUGCCCACACGAAUGGGCGGGGCUGCUGGCCACACGGCCCUCAAAUCCGAGUUGUCUGAAAAGUUCCAAAUGCUGCGCGCCAACAACAAUAGCUCAAUGAUGCGCAUGUCGGGCACAGACCUGGAGGGACUGGCCGAUGUGCUCAAGUCCGAGAUCACCACCUCGCUGUCCGCUCUGGUGGACACCAUUGUGACCCGCUUCGUCCACCAACGGCGGCUGUUCAGCAAGCAGGCGGACUCCGUGACCGCGGCUGCCGAGCAGCUGAACAAGGACCUGCUGCUGGCUUCGCAGAUCCUCGACCGGAAGUCACCGCGCACCAAGGUGGCGGACAGGCCCCAGAACGGACCCACGCCCGCAACACAAUCAGGUAAUAAUGGUUCACUACUCCUAGCUAAUAGUCAAAUGCCCUCCCAAACGCCCGCGAGCGGUUCGAGUGCGCAGCAGCAACAACAACAGAAUGCCCAGCAGCAGCAUCAGGGCUCGCAGCAGCAGCAGCAACAGAAUGUGGUGCAGCAGCAAAAUGUGGCGCAGCAGCAGCACAUGCAGCAGCAACAGCAGCAGUCGCAUCCCUUGCUGCCGCCCAACUGCCAACAGUUGAUCUCCGCCCCUCGCCUAAAUGGCAGCCAGUUAUCCUUCGCUUCGCCCGCCGCUGCUGCAGCCGCUGCAAUGGGUCUGCAGAUGCACCAUGCCGCCGCAGCAGCAGCAAUGUCCGCCCAGCAGCAGCAGCAGCAGCAACAGUCGGGGGAUCCCGGCGCGAAUACUAACCCAAACAGCGGGCCAGCAAACCCCACUAACAGUAGCUUAAGUACCCUUAAUAUACCGCCACCUCACAUACGUCCUUCGCCCACAGCGGCUGCCAUGUUCCAGGCGCCCAAAACGCCACAGGGCAUGAAUCCGGUGGCCGCCGCCGCGCUCUACAACUCGAUGACCGGACCCUUCUGCCUGCCGCCCGAUCAGCAGCAGCAGCAACAGACCGCCCAGCAGCAACAGUCCGCCCAGCAGCAGCAGCAAAGCUCGCAGCAGACGCAGCAGCAGCUGGAGCAGAACGAGGCCCUCAGCCUAGUGGUGACACCAAAGAAGAAGCGUCAUAAGGUGACCGAUACGCGCAUCACGCCGCGCACCGUCAGCCGCAUCCUUGCCCAGGAUGGCGUGGUGCCGCCCACCGGAGGCCCGCCGUCAACACCCCAGCAGCAACAACAACAGCAGCAACAGCAACAGCAGCAGCAACAACAGCAACAGCAGCAGCAACAGGCGUCGAACGGCGGCAACAGCAAUGCCACGCCCGCCCAGAGUCCGACGAGGAGCAGCGGAGGAGCCGCAUACCACCCGCAACCGCCGCCACCACCACCACCCAUGAUGCCCGUGUCCUUGCCCACCUCCGUGGCCAUACCUAAUCCCUCGCUGCACGAGUCCAAGGUCUUCUCGCCGUACUCGCCGUUCUUCAAUCCGCACGCAGCCGCUGGCCAGCCAACGGCGGCCCAGCUCCAUCAGCACCACCAGCAGCACCACCCGCACCACCAGUCCAUGCAGCUGUCCUCGAGUCCGCCGGGCAGCUUGGGCGCUCUGAUGGACUCGCGCGACUCGCCGCCGCUGCCCCACCCGCCGUCGAUGCUCCAUCCCGCCCUACUGGCCGCCGCACAUCACGGCGGAUCGCCGGACUACAAGACCUGCCUGCGGGCCGUCAUGGACGCCCAGGAUCGCCAGUCCGAGUGCAACUCGGCCGACAUGCAGUUCGAUGGCAUGGCUCCUACUUCUUCUACAUUGACACCGAUGCACCUGCGCAAGGCCAAGCUGAUGUUCUUCUGGGUGCGCUAUCCCAGCUCCGCGGUGCUCAAGAUGUACUUCCCGGACAUCAAGUUCAACAAGAACAACACAGCACAAUUGGUGAAAUGGUUCUCGAACUUCCGAGAAUUCUACUACAUACAAAUGGAGAAAUAUGCACGACAAGCUGUCACCGAAGGCAUCAAGACACCCGAUGAUCUGUUGAUUGCUGGAGAUAGUGAAUUGUAUCGCGUGCUCAAUUUGCACUACAAUCGCAAUAACCACAUUGAGGUACCCCAGAAUUUCCGCUUCGUGGUCGAAUCGACUCUGCGGGAGUUCUUCCGUGCAAUACAGGGUGGCAAAGACACCGAGCAAUCGUGGAAGAAGUCCAUAUACAAGAUCAUCUCGCGCAUGGACGAUCCCGUGCCCGAGUACUUCAAGUCGCCCAAUUUUUUAGAGCAGCUGGAAUAAGUGGAGGAGUUGGCGCUGCAGACGCUGCCAUUGCCGCACCCACUGGGAAUUCCACCGCCCAUCAGUCCGGCCAGCACCUCCACCACCUGCAGCACCGCUACAACCACCAACUCCAGGCCCAGCAGCAGCCAUCCGAAGGCGAAACGCAGGCCAAAGCUAAAAGGCUAAACCUGCGCAGGAAACACGACUGGAUAUGACCAACAACCCAGCAAUAAAAUCGAGGAUAAACGAUUCGACAAACAGUAUCCACACACAGGGCAGAAACUUAGACAUAGCUGAGAGAUUUGCAAAAGCACACGAGUAGAAAACGCGUUUAGAAAACACACUCAGCAAAAUAUUUUUUCAAAAAUUUCCAAAAACUACACAACUUAACACACACAUAUACAUACAAUUAAAACACACAUGAACCUCAGCGAAAGAGUGACAAGAAUAUGAAGCCACGGAUAUACAAAUCCAGUGGGCCGAUUGAGCAAAACCAAAACUUAACAUAGAGCAGCAAGUCUUAAUCUAAUAAUGUGAAAUAGUGCAAAUUGAAAGAAAACCUGAGCCACACACCUGAGAACACCCACACACCGAGCGUAAUUUACAGGCAGUGUAAACUGUACUCGCCGUUGGUUUGUUAGUUGAAAUUUUUUUGAAAAUAUUUACAGCAGAUUACGUAUACGUAUGAAUAUUUAACAAAUAGUUGAGCCGUCUAAUGAUCUACCGAAAGUUGACACACAUUCCACAAGGAAAUACCUACACAAUAACCACACGCAUUCCACGCACACACAUACACACACGCUCGCAUCGGUACGAAGUGUGUGUUCAUUUGAGAGAGAGAGAGAAAAUCGCUCGGCCAAACAGGAAGUGGUUACUAUCGCACUGCUUGGUCGACCGACUUUCCGGUAAGCAGUUUCCACCGCCCAGUUCCGCACUGCUUUACAAAAGCAGGCGCAGCUCUGACGGCCGGAAAUCGGGAAUUAAUCUUAAAAGUUUAAAAGUCACCCGAUCACUAAGGUUGCUACUUCCCUCUAUCCCCCAUUUAAGCGCUAAGCAUAUAUUCGAUGUCUAUUAAGCGAAACUAAAAGCAAAAACUAAAAAAAAAAGGUUAAGAAAUUUGCGAAAACUAUUUAGAUUUUUAAUGAGAAAGCCAGAGUUAUUUGUACGAACAGCGGGCGUUAGGGUAGUUAAAUUUACCAUCUUAUCUCUUACAUUACGUUAUGCGAACCUUCGACCAAAGUUAAUUGUUAACAUGAAUCCCUUGAAUACGGUUUAUUUUUAAUCAAUUCUUUUCCUUUAGUGCCCCACUUUCGUGCACGCAUCUUAAUUUUAUAGAAUAAUCGACAUACACACUAUAACACACCACAAACACACACACACUAGUCUGUUAUUUAUGUAAAUAAUUUAUACGUUUAGUUAAGUUAACGUUUAGUUUAAUUAAUUUACUUUACUUGGCCUUGAGUUGCAACAAAACAAAAUAUACACAAAACACCAAAAA
This is a messenger RNA of Drosophila sechellia, 7880 nucleotides long. RefSeq names its product homeobox protein prospero (gene pros). Gene Ontology annotation, molecular function: DNA-binding transcription factor activity, RNA polymerase II-specific; RNA polymerase II cis-regulatory region sequence-specific DNA binding. NCBI's taxonomy places the organism in Eukaryota, Metazoa, Arthropoda, Insecta, Diptera, Drosophilidae. Gene Ontology annotation, cellular component: nucleus. Bases 926 to 6400 code for a protein of 1824 amino acids. The record is from RefSeq and is a predicted model, not a curated record. The transcript has 5 exons. Gene Ontology annotation, biological process: regulation of transcription by RNA polymerase II.